Molecule: messenger RNA, 872 nt
Organism: Drosophila bipectinata
Lineage: Eukaryota; Metazoa; Arthropoda; Insecta; Diptera; Drosophilidae
Product: collagen alpha-5(IV) chain
Source: RefSeq, a predicted model, not a curated record
GAUAAUUGCAAAAGAAAGUUUCCACCGUGUCUUGGCCUCGGCAUAAAAGGGGAUUACGACGAGCCGGAAGCAAACAGUCGCCCCCAGAGAUUGCUACCAAUAUGAACGGUUACGUUGCCCAAAAGAAGUCCAUCCUGCUGGUGUCCCUGCUGGUGUUGGCAGCAGUUAAGGCGCAGCCCCUGGAUCAGGAGGAGCAUGUUCGGAAGGAGCGUCAGCUUAAAGGAACUGCUAGCGAUGCGGAUGUCAAGAUGGUGGCCACCAAUGUGUCUCCAGCGAUGGCCACUCAACCCAUGACCAUGACCAUCGGUAUGCCGGUCAACCAGAUGGCCCUUAAUGCCGUCGGCAGCCAACUGGUGAGAUAUCCCAACUACCCGGGUCUGAUCUAUCCUGGAAUAGCUCCUGGCCUGAAUGGAAUUCCCGGCCUGCAAGCUAACAUUGCCAACACCAACUAUCCAACGGCCUAUCCGGAUCCCAACUUGCCGGGCGGACUUCCUGGCGGCUUUGGUGGCUUCGGGCCCUAUGGAUACCCCAGCCCCCUUCCACCCAUGUUUGGUGGCUCCCUCGGAUAUCCAAAUCCCCAGCUGCCCAAUGGAUUUGUUCCACAGCCUUCGGUGGAUAAUUUCCAGGCACUGAACAACAUCGUGAACAUGGCCAAUGCCCAAGGAUUGGGAGGCGGAUAUCCAGCUCCUCAGCCCUUUCCCGUGCAGGCGAACAUGCCUGGAUUGUAUCCGCCAGCCGGUGGCUUCCUGGAACGCAUGAACAUGCAGGCCUAUGCCCCAGGAUUCUAAAGUCAAUUCUUAAUCCAUUCAUUAUAAGAUUUAUUUAUUUUAUUUAUUUAGCCAAAUAUACGAACAUUUUGAAAUAAUCUAAAA